Messenger RNA from Acipenser ruthenus (sterlet), 4332 nucleotides. RefSeq names its product T-box transcription factor TBX3-like. Bases 780 to 2915 code for a protein of 711 amino acids. Gene Ontology annotation, biological process: regulation of transcription by RNA polymerase II; cell fate specification; central nervous system development. The transcript has 7 exons. NCBI's taxonomy places the organism in Eukaryota, Metazoa, Chordata, Actinopteri, Acipenseriformes, Acipenseridae. Gene Ontology annotation, cellular component: nucleus. Gene Ontology annotation, molecular function: DNA-binding transcription factor activity, RNA polymerase II-specific; RNA polymerase II cis-regulatory region sequence-specific DNA binding. The record is from RefSeq and is a predicted model, not a curated record.
UGGAGUAGUAGUGAUGCUUCGCUGUAACGUUACAGUUUCCGACACCUUCUUUUUAUAACUCAGCUCUGUCCCCUCCACUCGACCUGUCAAAACCACGCCUAUGGAGCAACACAAUUGGUCCGAAAGCGUCAAAUAGCCAAUCAACAGGGCUCUGCUCCUUGCAACACACAACACAUCCAUAGAAUCCGGAGUCCAGAGCGCACACAAGCGCAGGGAAAAUCUUAGUGUUGAGGUUUCGCCUUCUCUCUCUCCUUUCACUGGAGACUGACUCUCUCUUCUUUAUUCGUGUGCAGGGAAAGAUACGAAUUGUUCUACAUAAGCGACGCAUCUCAAAAGAUCUACUGCUACAAACAUUUUGUGCAAGGAGAUAAAAAAAGGCAUACCCUUUUUUAAGGAAAAAAUACCGAACUACAUUCCUCUGGCUUCCCUGUACGCACAUUCUUGACAUAUAUAUUGGCCAUGCGACAAGAAGAAAAGUAACCGUAUUUGACUUAGAGAAAAACGGGCGCUUUCAAUGCACAACGCGGAGAGAGAACGGGAUCACAUUUCUCAUUUUGAUUUUCUGAUUUUUUUUGAGGGAUAAACAAAUAUAAAUAAAUAAAAAAAAAGGUUCCUUACCUUGCCAGCUGAUAGUCUUACUGGGAUAAGUCUUGGGUUUGACACUUGCAAGCCUUAAAACUUUUUUCCUUGGUGAAAGAAAAUGUGCUACUAAAGGAGGCAUUGAUCGAAUAAAACCACACACAAAAUAAGCAACAUCUGGAGCUUCGUUGGUGGAGUGGAUGAAUUUACCGAUGAUAGAUCCAGUUUUUCCAGGAACGAGUAUGGCAUAUCAUCCAUUUUUAUCUCACCGGGCGCCGGACUUUGCAAUGAGUGCUAUGUUGGGGCACCAGCAUUCCUUUUUCCCGGCCCUUGCGUUGCCCCCGAACGGUGCUGCGGCGCUCUCCCUCCCGGGAGCCCUGGGCAAGCCCAUUAUGGAUCAGCUGGUUGGCGCUGCGGAGACCGGCCUGCACUUCUCUUCUCUGGGUCACCAGGCUGCUGCCGCCCAUCUCAGGCCUCUCAAAACCCUGGAGCCAGAAGAAGAGGUUGAAGAUGACCCCAAAGUCCACCUGGAAUCUAAGGAGCUUUGGGAGCAGUUUCACAAGCGCGGUACUGAAAUGGUUAUCACAAAAUCAGGAAGACGAAUGUUCCCUCCGUUUAAAGUGAGGUGCACUGGUUUGGAUAAAAAAGCCAAGUAUAUUUUGUUGAUGGAUAUCGUUGCGGCCGACGACUGCAGGUACAAAUUCCACAACUCUCGCUGGAUGGUAGCCGGCAAGGCUGAUCCUGAAAUGCCCAAGCGAAUGUACAUUCACCCGGACAGCCCGGCCACUGGAGAGCAAUGGAUGUCCAAGGUUGUCAAUUUUCACAAACUUAAACUGACAAACAACAUCUCCGAUAAGCAUGGAUUUACGAUUCUUAACUCCAUGCACAAAUACCAGCCCAGGUUUCACGUUGUGAGGGCCAACGAUAUUUUAAAGCUUCCGUACAGUACUUUUCGGACUUAUGUAUUCCCAGAAACCGACUUCAUCGCCGUGACUGCAUACCAGAACGAUAAGAUAACUCAAUUAAAAAUUGACCACAAUCCCUUUGCCAAGGGUUUUCGUGACACGGGCAACGGCAGAAGGGAGAAGAGGAAACAGUUGGCCUUGCAGUCCAUGAGAUCCUAUGAGGAGCACCAGAAAAAAGACAACGUGACAUCGGACGAGUCCUCCAGUGAGCAAGCGACCUUCAAAUGCUUUGGUCAGGCCUUGUCCCCGGCUGUGUCGAAAGACCUCUGUCCCAGUGAUUUAGACAGCGACAACGAAAGCAAAGAUGGGCACCAACCGGAGCGAAAUGACUCCAGUAAGAUCUCCACUACAACUAAUGAGGACUCGAGGGAUGAGAAAGAGAGCCCGUCCAAAAAACACUUAUUUACCGCUAAUGACCCUGUGAGCAGGGGUAGAGAGGAGCCCCUGAGGACUGAACGGAGCCCCGCUGACUCCAGACAGAGCCCCGCCACCAUCACCUCGAGCACGACAGGGAUGCCGGGCAGGAAGGACAUUAAAAGCCCUAUCCUUGACCCUCCUAAAGUGGACGAGUGUAGGCCACCGAACAAGGAAACGUAUGUGCCCUUGACAGUUCAAACAGACAGCAGCGCUCACUUGAGCCAGGGACACAUGCAUCAUUUUGGAUUUCCACCUGGUUUGGCUGGACAACAGUUUUUUAACCCUCUGAGUGCUACGCACCCAUUUCUCUUGCACCCAAGUCAGUUUAACAUGGGCGGCGCAUUUUCUAACAUGGCUGCUGCGGGCAUGGGCCCCUUGUUGGCAGCUGUUUCGUCAGCGGGUGUUAGCACGAUGGAGACCGCUAGCAUCGCCUCCUCAGCCCAAGGACUGACUGCCACCUCUUCACUCCCCUUCCACUUACAGCAGCACGUACUGGCUUCACAGGGUCUGGCAAUGUCACCAUUCGGGAGCCUUUUCCCUUAUCCGUACACCUACAUGGCAGCAGCUGCAGCUGCCUCGGCCUCUUCAGCAGCGUCGUCCUCUGUGCAUCGCCACCCUUUUCUGAACGCAGUGCGCCCCCGUCUCCGGUACAGCCCUUACUCCAUCCCCAUGGGUCUACCGGACAACAGCACCCUCCUUACCACGGCACUACACACUAUGGCCAACAGCGCAGGAGAGCCCAAACCGAGCAACAUGGCAACCAGCCCGGUCUCUGCAGCUAUGGACUCGGCCUCCGAGGUCAAGAGCAGGUCCUCCACUAUAUCUUUAGGAUCGGUCUCCCUUUCUCCAAAAAUGUGCUCAGAAAAGGAAUCGACCAACGAACUGCAAAAUAUCCAACGCUUGGUCAGCGGACUUGACUCUAAACAGGACAGAUCAAGAAGUGGGUCUCCGUAGGGAAGGGGGAAAAAAGAAUCACUGAAAGAUAACUAACUAAUUAAAAGGAGUUCCGUCUCCAGCUAAGGCGGGUUUGGUUUUUGCAGAUCUAUCAAACCAAUCUUUUCAAUGCACUUUGUUUAAAAUAAAUAAGUACAUAAAUAAAUAAAUACUAAAAAUAAAUAAAGAAAAUAAAUCUCUCCGGCUACUUUGAACAUCUACGUAUUUCAUUGAUUUCUGUAUUUUGAAUACCACAACAGUAUUGGAGAGGCUGGAGAGAUUGUACGAAUAACAAAAAUAGAACGUUGCUGCUACGCCAUCUCCUCCAGUGUUUCUUUGACUUACAAGUUAUAUUUUUCAGGUUCUGGCUAAGAAAUAAAAAAAAAAUAAUAGAAAAAAGAGAGACAGUUUGUAAAGCUAUCCCUGGUUAAGCGUGUAGUAAGGUAUACUAUAUAUAUAUAUAUAUAUAUAUAUAUAUAUAUAUAUAUAUAUAUAUAUAUAUAUAGUGUAUACCUUAACAUAUAAUAGUGUGAUGAUGUCUGAAAAAAGUAAAGACUUUGCAUGUCCUUAUGUCAAGGUUUCCUUUUGAUUUCUCUUUUGAUUAUUUUAAGCACCAAGAUUAAGAGUAGCAGCAAUACUUACACUGCAGAAAGAAAAGAUUAAAGAAUAGAUAACCUAGCCCCUUAUUGAAAAAUUACAUAUUCAAAAAUGGAAAUACGUUUUUCGGGAGAAGCCUUUGAACUUGAACAGCGUUAACUUGUAUUCAGUUUUUUUUUCCUAACACAAACUGUCCAUAAUUAAAAACAAUUCUGUGUCAAUUUUUUUUUUUUUGUAUUUUUUAACAAUAAUAAAAUAAUUAUUAAAAAAUUAAAAUAAAAGGAACCUUGGACUAUAAGCAAGAAAAUAUUUAUGUAAUUAUUUGACAUUGCGUGUAAAUAUAUCAAAUUAGAGUACUUGAGAUUUUAUGUUUAAUUUAUUGAUGUUGUAAAUAUAUGUGUAAAUGAAGGUCGUUUAUUCGUUUAAGUUGUCUACAUUUCAAACUUUAAAACGAUUUCAUAAUGGGAAAUAUGUGUUCUCAAAUACGGUGUGAGCACCAACCGCCCUUACGCAGUGUGUAGUUCUAAUAAUUGCAAAGGAAAUGACGUGCCAUUGUAGCUUUGUAUCAGUGUUAAAAGUUCUACUGUCUGUUCCAAAUAAUACAGAGACAAGCUCGCCCGUGGCUUGAAAAUACGAUGAAGAUUGCUUUCCUUUUUACUCUUUUCUCCUAUUUUUUGUGUGUCAAAUGCUGAAUGGAUUUUUCAUUUAAUGCAGCUUGAAAGUAAAAGUGCCGAAAGUUAUUAAAAUAUGAAGAUUUACUUUGUGUUUAAAAAAGUGUUCAUGGCUUCUUGUAUGGAUUUUUUUAUGUUUCUUGAAAGUUUCAAUAAAAUAUUGAAAUGCA